UUAAUGAUAAAUAAUAAGUGAUGAUGAUGAUUGUCGUCAAGGAUCCACGUCAUAAUCAAUCAUUAUUGAAUUGGCCAAUAUUGCAUCGAUUAGAACAUUCAUUUCUUCAUCAAAUUCGAUCAUUUUUAGUGUUUGGUGAUCGUGGUACAGAAGUAUUGAUUAUAACUGUCAACGAUUUCAUCUAUACAUUUGGUGAGAAUAAAUGGCCAUCAUUACCAUUAGGACAUCGUGAUCGAAUUGAAAGACCUGAAGAAAUUGUUGAAUUAAGAAAACAAAAAAUUAUCGAUAUUGUUUAUGGACAACGACAUGUUAUGGCUCGAACAGAAGUAGGUGAAAUCUACAGCUGGGGCGAUAAUCGUUUUGGCCAAUUGGGUAAUAAUACAUUUUUUGAAUCAUUGAAACCAAUUCUAGUUGGUAAUCACAUACAAUCAUUGGCUUGUGGUUCAUAUCAUACGCUUGCAUUAACAAUCACCGGACAAGUAUUUGCAUGGGGACGAAAUAAUUAUGGUCAAAUUGGAAUCGGUUCUAAUCAUGAUCAAUUGAUACCGGUCAAAGUUUCAGCAUUGGAUAACGAAAAUAUUCGUAUAGUUAAAUGUGGAAGUUCACAUUCAUUUGCGUUGACCGAUAAUGGCAAGCUUUAUGCUUGGGGUGGAAAUUCUUUCGGACAAUUAGGACUUGGUAAUUGCAUUCAUCAGACAAUGCCUACAAUUGUUAAAUUUUCUGUAGAUGUACCCGUGAAAUCUGUUGCUUGUGGUGAAUAUCAUACAUUAAUACUGAUGAUAACCGGUGAAAUAUAUAGCUGUGGCCGUAAUGAUCAAUGGCAAUUAGGAUGUACACAAAUAUCAAGUAGUGAAGGAUCAUUAGUACCGGUACGAAUAUCGUGUCAGGAUCGUUUCGAAUCAAUUGCAUCACAUUUUGCAACAAAUUUUUCAGCAGCUAUUUCAACAUCAGGAUAUUGUUAUGUUUGGGGUGAUUGUAUACAACCGGGUGAACAACAACAACAACAACAAUUUACAUCAACAGAUAUUGUUGAACGAUCAUCGCCAAUUCGUGAACCACGGCAAACACCAUUGAUUUCAAUGGCAGAAGCUUUUGUACAUUAUUGCCGUAAACGUGUUACACCGUUUUUAUUUGAUUUGGCUUAUGAAGAACGUAUAAGAAUGCGUACGGUUGGUUCACGUCUAGUCGAACGAUUACGGCAAUCAUUUAAUGAUCCAGCUACAUCUGAUCUAGAAUUCAUAAUCGAUGGUCAAUCAAUUUAUGUUCAUCAAUGGUUUCUACAAUUGUCCAGUACUUAUUUAGAUCGAAUGCUUUCCGGAGAAUGGAUGGAAACAAUAUCAACGAAUGAAAAUGAUUCGAAAAAUGUUAAUGAUAAUGGAAAAAUUCGAAAAAAAAUUCAAUUACGUACUUAUUCCUAUGAAGUAUUUUAUGCCUAUUUUCGUUAUCUUUAUACCGAUAUAUUAGAAUUUCCCGAAACAACAUCAUCAUCGGAACAAACUUUAAUUGAAUUAUUAGAUUUAGCCAAUUGUUAUCUGGAUUUAGAAUUGAAACAAAAAUGUAUCAAUAUGAUGAGACAUAAUCUAUGUGUUGCAAAUUGUUGUGAUUAUUAUCAACUAGCAAUACGAUAUCAAUUAGUUGAUUUUGAAAAAGAAAUUAUUAUUUAUGCUUAUAGUAAAAUUUUUGAAAUUUGUAGAUCAGUCGGAUUCAAAUCAAUGUCUGGUGAUCUAUGUAAAGCAUUAUUAGUGGCUAUUAGUGAAAUGGCUUGAAAAAAAUCUAUUUGA
Dermatophagoides pteronyssinus (European house dust mite) is the source of this 1781-nucleotide messenger RNA. RefSeq names its product RCC1 and BTB domain-containing protein 1-like. Lineage: Eukaryota; Metazoa; Arthropoda; Arachnida; Sarcoptiformes; Pyroglyphidae. Gene Ontology annotation, molecular function: protein binding. The record is from RefSeq and is a predicted model, not a curated record.